AUGCGUGAGCCGCCUUGCAUGCUUAAUUUCACUGCCCACCAGGGAUAUAAUAGCCAGAACAUCACUAGGUGUGAAAUCAAUAUCAAGAGAUAUGGCGGAAUUUCCAAGUCUCUAUAUAAGUGCACCAAAUGUGAGUGGCAGUUGUAUGUCAAAUAUGUUGUCUACGAUUCCGGACUCCCAAGCAAUCAAACUGGAAAGCGUGUCCCAAAGGUCAACACGAUAAGCUCGUCGGCAGUGCAGAAUCAACUCGAAAAUGGCACCGAAAAGCCUCUGGCAGCCAACAAUGACCUGGAACAAAACCCGACAUCGGUCAUUUCUAAUGGUGUGAAACUGACACCAGAUGAGCAUGUGGAACUGGUACCGCAGCCUUCUGAAAGCCCCGAUGACCCUCUGAAAUGGCCAUCUGCCAAGAAGAACCUGAUAUUGGGAGUGGUCAUUGCAUGUUCGUUUCUGCCAGACUACGGCAGCGUGACUGGUGCUGCGACACUUGCAGCCCAAGCAGAAGAAUAUGGAAUCACACCCGACGUUGUGAACCACUCGCAGUCAGGAAAUCAGUUCAUGGUUGGCGAUGGAGGUGUUGUGGCCGUCAUGCUCUCUGCAUACUUUGGCCGUCUUCUUGUGCUGUUCUGGUUCAUGCUCGCUGCUUUUGUCACAUCCAUUGCCGACGUAGCCACCCGUGGCUUUAUGGGAUUCUUCGUACCACGCGUCAUGAAUGGGUUUUUCGCGGGAGCUGCUCAAGGCGGCGGCCUCAUGUUUAUCAAGGAUCUAUUAUUUUUUCACAGGCAGGCAAGCAAAACCAACCUGUGGCAGUCUUGCGUGAUUCUCUCGCCCUUCUUGGGUCCUCUACUGGCGUCCUUCAUGUCCAUCAGUCUAUCAUGGAGGUGGCCGUUUUGGAUUUACUCCAUCUUGACGGGAGUUGCCUUGAUAGGUGUAAUUCUAUUUGGUGAAGAAACGUAUUAUAAUCGAGACAUUCCCACUGACAUGCAACCCGUCCGACAACCUCGGUGGCUACGCUUAGUUGGCGUUGAACAGUGGCAUUCGCGAAAAUAUCGUAAUUCGUUUUCAGAGGCUGUUAUGAGAUCUUUCAAAGUUCUAACAAGGCCUGUGGUUCUCCUGGCUAAUUUUUACUACGUUUGCGUCUUCGCCUGGCUCGUUGCGAUCAACGCCACGCUUCCUAUAUUUCUGACCAGCUUAUAUGGUUUUGGGCCGAAACAGAUUGUGUUCAUGUUCUUUGCCCCGAUCGUAGCUGCAGUCCUCGCCUACACAAUAGGUCACUGGCUACAUGACAUGCUGGCUCGGUUUCAUAUGCGGCGCAACGAGGGUCAAUUCGCUCCUGAAUCUCGGCUGCUCAUUACCUGGCUUGCCAUACCCUUAUGCUUGCAGGCCUGGUCCUCGAAGCGCAAGGAGCACAGCAUCAGGCGCCUGCCUUCUCUCGGGAGUCGCGCAAACUCGACAACCUCGACAGCCUCGACCAAGCAGUUUCAUUUCGUUCAUGAAGGAGAAAACGGUCCUCCUGGAGAGGACAGUGGCAGCAUCGUUGUUCGAAACGCCAUCAUGAGGCCUGUUGACAUGCUUCCGCGGCCAGAUGCACGGCGGCCAACUCCAACUAAAGCAGGUCCAAGGUCUGAUGCCACCGGUGCCACCACAGUCCUUGAGCCAGUUCACCCAAGCACUUCGUCGCCAACUGACGUGGUGCUCUUUCGGACUGGUGUUGCUCCAGAGUACGUCCCGCAGCCACGCGCUCAGGAUAUUGUGACUCCCAGGAUAGUCGAUGUGGAUCGCGAGGAAGCUACAAUAGACCUGAAGAAUAUCAACUGGGAGCACCACGGCCCCGGAUCCUGGCUCUCCAUAUGCUCCGAGCCGGGCAUACGAUGGGUCUCUGUAAAGACAAAAUCAUCUGGGUUUGGCGAUGUUGCUCGAGGUCUAACAGCUGACUGGACCAAACAUCUCAGCCUCUCUCAGUGUCCGAUCCAAAAAGCUGGCCCAGAGCCAGACUUUGACGAGGCUUGGCAAUACGCAACAGGUGCAUCCCAUAUAUUUGGUGUUGUAUAUCGGCCACAAUUUGAACAUCACUUGCGUCGCCACUAUCAAGGGCUGGACACCCAAGAUGACGACGCUGCCUCGUACGCGAUGCGAAAUGCCGUGUACGCAGUAGGCUGUCGGGCCUCUGCAGCGAGGGACGGGACCAAAGACUUCAUGGAGAUCCGAAAACAGUCUUUGCAAUUCUUUUUGAACGCUUUGUCUGUUUACACCAAUUUGAUUUUCAUGCCAACUGGCCUCGGCGCUGUUCGGGCAUUGAUGGCCAUGACUUCAUACGCAGAGCUUCUGGGAAGUCCAGCUGUCGAGUACAUGUUGUGUGCGGCCGCGGUUCGACUCGCACAAUCCAGGGGCCUGCACAGGCAGCCAUCAAAAGCCUGGAACCUACCCGACGAUGAAGUUUUGCAUCGCAAUUGGACCUUUUGGGCUUUGUAUUGCUACGACAAAUACCUGGCUAUGCGCUGCGGUCGUCCCUCUAUGCUGGACGAUGAAGACAUUAGUUGUGAAAUUCCCAUCAGCAUCCCAGCUGGUAGCACUCUUGACAUAUCCAUAUGCACCGCUUACAUCAGACACGCUCAAAUUUGCUCUCAGAUGAUGAAACGCCUAUUAUCUCCCCAGUCGCUCAACCAAUCUGCAGACGAUCUGCUUCGAGAAAUCGAGGAGUUUGAAACCAAGCUCACGGAGCGGCGACUCUGUCUCCCAGAUCAUCUGUCGUUGGAUGCCGAUGCCCUAUUGCAUCUUACCGGCCCUCACCGAGUCAAAGCAAACAUGUCAACGGAAUAUAGCCUUCUGCACAGAGCCUACCAUGGCAGCGUGAUUGCCUUGCACGCCAACUUCCACUACCCGUGGAUCAGCUCAGGAAUACUCAACGUCGAUGUGAAUAACAAUGCGCUCCGCGAUCCCGUCAUGCAAAACUCGAGCCGUGUUGCAGAGGCAGCCCGCCAAAUUCUCGCAUCACUCAAACACUGGGCGCCCGAUAUUGGAUCACCACAACCGCAACCCAUGCUUGCCAUUAUCAACCUCUUCAUUUAUAUUCUGAAUCACCCCGCACAGGCCACCACGACAUCUGACCUGUCUUUUCUGGACAUUGGUUCCGGUCACUUUGGGCACAUUCACCAAUUGACAUCGUCACAAGUCUCGUUUCGGUUUCCCCGGGAAGCUGUUGCCUUGGCUGGCAGGGCCAUGAAAAGGGCCAGUGCCCAGAUGCAUGUCCCUACAAGAGAAACCACCCACGCGAAUAGUCCUGCAGACACCUGCACCGCGAUACCCGAGGAUCCAUUUUUGGGCAUGGAUAUUAGCCCCGAAGCUUGGACUGCCCUGUCCGCAGACUUUUUUGAAAACUUUAACGCUGCGGGAGAUAUGAUUGUGCUCUAA
Pochonia chlamydosporia 170 is the source of this 3411-nucleotide messenger RNA. Its product is annotated as major facilitator superfamily protein. Gene Ontology annotation, molecular function: transmembrane transporter activity; DNA binding; zinc ion binding. Gene Ontology annotation, biological process: DNA-templated transcription; transmembrane transport. Lineage: Eukaryota; Fungi; Ascomycota; Sordariomycetes; Hypocreales; Clavicipitaceae. The transcript is spliced from 15 exons. Bases 1 to 3411 code for a protein of 1136 amino acids. The record is from RefSeq and is a predicted model, not a curated record.